Spodoptera littoralis (African cotton leafworm) is the source of this 1107-nucleotide messenger RNA. Lineage: Eukaryota; Metazoa; Arthropoda; Insecta; Lepidoptera; Noctuidae. The record is from the annotation of a GenBank genome assembly.
AUGCAAAAGUCUCAGCCCGAUCAAUUUAAAACUGGCAAAGUAUCAUACAUACUUUCACCCCCUAUUUUACCCACUUUGGGGUGAGAAUGUUCAAAAACCUUUCUAAAGGGACGUUUACGUCAUAAUAUCCAUCGGAUGCAUGCCAAAUUUCAACCCGAUCGAUUUAAAACUGACAAUGUCUCAUACAAACUUUCAUCCUCUAUUUUACCCACUUGGGGGUGGAAAUUAUCAAAAUCCUUUCACAGCGGAUGCCUACGUCAUAACAUCUAUCUGCAUGCCAAAUUUCAACCCGAUCGGUUUAAAACUGACAAAGUCUCUUACAAACUUUCAUCCCCUAUUUUACCCCCAUUGGGGGUGGAAAUUAUCAAAAUCCUUUCACAUCGGAUGCUUACGUCAUAACAUCUAUCUGCAUGCCAAAUUACAACCCGAUCGGUUUAAAACUGACAAAGUCUCAUACAAACUUUCAUCCCCUAUUUUACCCCCUUGGGGGUGGAAAUUAUCAAAAUCCUUUCACAGCGGAUGCUUACGUCAUAACAUCUAUCUGCAUGCCAAAUUUCAACCCGAUCAGUUAAAAACUGACAAAGGUUCAUACAAACUUUCAUCCCCUUUUUUACCCCCUUCGGGGUGGAAAUUAUCAAAAUCCUUUCUUAGCGGAUGCCUACGUCAUCACAUCUAUCUGCAUGCCAAAUUUCAACCCGAUCGAUUUAAAACUCACAAUGUCUCAUACAAACUUUCAUCCCCUAUUUUACCCACUUGGGGGUGGAAAUUAUCAAAAUACUUUCACAGCGGAUGCCUACGUCAAAUUUCAACCCGAUGUCAAAUUUCAACCCGAUCGAUUUAAAACUCACAAUGUCUCAUACAAACUUUCAUCCCCUAUUUUACCCACUUGGGGGUGGAAAUUAUCAAAAUCCUUUCACAGCGGAUGCUUACGUCAUAACAUCUAUCUGCAUGCCAAAUUUCAACCCGAUCAGUUAAAAACUGACAAAGUUUCAUACAAACUUUCAUCCCCUUUUUUACCCCCUUGGGGGUGGAAAUUAUCAAAAUCCUUUCUUAGCGGAUGCCUACGUCAUAACAUCUAUUUGUAUGCCAAAUUUUAGCCCAAUCUGU